UCCAAUGCAGCAAUGUCCACGUCCAAUGUUCAACAUUGCGAAGAAGAUCUAGACGCUUAUUUGCCCGCUUUGCCUCCCGAUCUUCUUGCAGAACGACAAAGAAAAAAAGCUGCUAAACUAGAACAAAACGUUGACUCUCAACUAUUACCUAAGGACUUUGAAAAAAACAAAGAUGAUCUUAUAUUACAGCAGACAAUUCAAGAGUUCGAAGAAAGAGCUGAAAAGAUGCGUCAAACAUUAGAGCCUGACGAUAAAGCAGACAAACCUUUACAGCGUGGAGAAUGGAUGCUCGUGCCACCAGAAUCAACAUUUUUAGGAGAGACACCAACCAACAUGCGUUCUCGCCAAUUUAAACGAAGGACGCAUGAUCCAGAAAAAAAUGACAAUUCACUUUGGACAGAAACUCCUGCCGAUAGGCAGAUAAGAUUACAAAAAGAAAUUACUGACAUUGAAAAAGCUGAAACUAUCCAAGCAUAUAAUGAACUACAUCGACCAAAAUCACUUUUAGAGACUCAUUCUGAAAGUUAUACCAAAUCGCGUAGAUGGAAAGAUGAUGAUGUUAGCAAACGUCCAUUUGAUCGCGAAAAAGAUGUAUUAGGCUCACGUCGUAUGGAUUCACGUAAACGCAAAGAGUUUAUAGAUAAUGCAAAAGAAUUGAGCUCCAAGUUCGGACAUGGGAAAGGUGGUGUAUUCUUGUAA
Messenger RNA from Racocetra persica, 699 nucleotides. Lineage: Eukaryota; Fungi; Glomeromycota; Glomeromycetes; Diversisporales; Gigasporaceae. The record is from the annotation of a GenBank genome assembly.